Molecule: messenger RNA, 1022 nt
Organism: Actinia tenebrosa (Australian red waratah sea anemone)
Lineage: Eukaryota; Metazoa; Cnidaria; Anthozoa; Actiniaria; Actiniidae
Source: RefSeq, a predicted model, not a curated record
CCGCUGUCUCAGCAUCACACACCUACAUCAUCAUCAGUCCAUCACAGUGAAGAUAACUCACACAUGUUGGAUCAUUCAGUAUCACAUACAAUGCAUGGAGUUAGUUUGACGACAUUGCACACCUUCAGCCAUGACACAUUACAUGAUUUCAUGAUGCAGCACUAUACUCAGAGUCAUCACGCACAGCCCACGCACACUGUCAGUCUGAUGGUGAUGGAGAGGAACUUGUAUCCCCAAGCCCAUCAUACGUCUAAAAUGCACUUGACUGAUAGUUCACAGAGGACACACCACAUCGUUAGUAGCACCAGUUCAAUUCAUGAUCCCGUUUCAYAUAGCAUGGCAAGUCAACACCAUGAAGUAGUACACUGGGGAUCAUGGCAUAACCUGGGUCACUGUGAGCUGGUUUGUUGCGGYAUAGGAGGUCUGGUGACUCAGAUAAGGAGUUGCACUGUUAUCACACUCGACGUAUCCUCUUCGCACCCUUGUAGUCAUUAUGGGAGAACAUCCAGGCAGGUCACGUGUGAGUUUGCUUGCCCGUCGUGUAGUUCGGGGUCAAAGCYAGGUUCUUUUGGUGUGGUUAUAACAGGAAUGUGGUCUCUUAUUUGUCUGACCGCAAUAAUGCCUUGAAAACUAAGCUUACGACGUCCAGACUGAGUACUGCAGAUGUCACUAUUUUUGCCCGAACACCACAGUAUACUUUACGGUCAAUGAUGUCAUCAUAUAACGUGGAUUUCAAUCGUAUCCUAACCUUAUUGUGAUUAUUAUGAAUUUCUAAUAUCUUUCCUCUUAUCAUUAUUUAUACAUUUUAUUUGUCUUUAUAUAAGAACUUUAAUGUUAUUUUAAUAAAUAUUAGUAACAUCUUAAGUCUCAGAAGGUUGUAGCAAAUUUAAAGAUACCAUUUCUUUCUGGCAUCCAGGGGUAAUCGAUCUUUGUCAGGGGCGGAUCCAAGGGUGAGCAGUCUCAGUAUAUCGUUAUCAACAGUCACCCCCUUUUCUCGAGUUCCUGGAAAAACCUUUGUAAUA